This is a messenger RNA of Acanthosepion pharaonis, 489 nucleotides long. NCBI's taxonomy places the organism in Eukaryota, Metazoa, Mollusca, Cephalopoda, Sepiida, Sepiidae. The record is from the annotation of a GenBank genome assembly.
AUGUUAUUCAUCUACCUGACUUCAUUAGCUUUCAUUUUUCAUAUUUACAUCACGUCUUGGCCGGCGAUUAAGUUGAAAAUACCUUUCCCCUCUCUUUCGUCUCGGUGUAGAGCAUUCUCGUCUGGUGGUCUUUUCUUUCUUUCUUUCUUUCUUUCUUUCUUUCUUUCUUUCUUUCUUUCUUUCUUCUCCCAUUCCUGCCUUAUGUCUCUCUUUUCUCCCGAUGUAGCGGCCUUCCGCAUACGUCGUCGAACGGGUCCAUCUAUUCCACUCGGGGAUGAAUUCUCCUUCUCAAGAAUUUUCUUUCUUUCUUUCUUUCUUUCUUUCUUUCUUUCUUUCUUUCUUUCUUUUUACUUUUUCACAUUACAUAUUUCCUUCUUCAAUUAUCCGCCUCCCCCCGGCCUCGGAUUUCUUUGUCGGAGAAAGCGACUCCCAUUUUUACUUCUUGUUCUCAAUCUCGUCUUCAUUCCUUUCUUAUUGUCUUCUUUCUAA